AUCGCCAUUUUCUGCGAAACCAGAGCGGAGUGGAUGAUAACUGCCCAGGCAUGCUUCAGGCACAACUUCCCAUUGGUGACGUUCUACGCUACGCUGGGAGAAGAUGCGAUUGCGCACGGACUCAACGAAACUGGAGUCACUCACUUGGUCACCAGCAUGGAGCUGCUCGAAAGCAAACUUAAAAAAGUACUACCRCAGAUCUCCAAACUGAAGCACAUCAUCUACGUGGACGAGAAGAAGGUGAACACAGAAGGCUACCCAGAAGGACUUUCCAUCCACAGCAUGAAGGCGGUGCUGGACCUGGGCGUCCUGCCGGAGAAUGCGAAGAGAGAAAUUGUGACGCCGCAGCCCUCCGAUCUGGCYGUGGUGAUGUACACCAGCGGUUCCACAGGCAGACCCAAAGGGGUCAUGAUAGUCCACAGCAACCUGAUCGCAGGGAUGACAGGCCAGUGUGAACGCAUCCCUGGACUUGGACCUGAUGAUACUUACAUUGCAUAUCUGCCCCUGGCUCAUGUUCUGGAAAUGACGGCGGAAAUCUCUUGUGUAACAUACGGCUGCCGGAUUGGUUACUCAUCCCCCCAGACUUUGUCAGAUCAGUCCACCAGAAUAAAGAAAGGAAGUAAAGGAGACUGCUCUGUCCUCAAACCCACUCUGAUGGCAGCAGUGCCGGAAAUCAUGGAUCGCAUCAACAAGAAUGUAAUGAGCAAAGUUCAGGAAAUGAGCUACCUUCAGAAGACACUGUUUACUCUGGGCUACAAAUACAAACUGGAGCAGGUCAAGAGGGGCCAUGACGCACCUCUCUGCAACAAGUUGCUGUUUCGGAAAGURAAGAAACUACUGGGUGGGCGAGUCAGGAUGAUGUUGUCCGGCGGAGCUCCCCUGUCCUCGGCCACUCAGAGGUUCAUGAACGUGUGCUUCUGUUGUCCGGUGGGCCAGGGCUACGGCCUCACCGAAACCUGUGGAGCCGGUACCAUCACUGAAGUCGCAGACAUCAGCACCGGCCGUGUUGGAGCUCCUCUGAUUUGCUGCGAGAUCAAGCUCAGAGACUGGACUGAAGGGGGCUACACCAGCAAAGACGAGCCUCAUCCAAGAGGGGAAAUCCUGAUUGGCGGUCCCAACGUUACCAUGGGUUACUUCGGGCAAGACGGCAACGAUCAGGACUUCUUUACGGACGAGAACGGUCAGAGGUGGUUCUGCACCGGAGACAUUGGAGAGGUUUACCCGGAUGGCUGUCUGAUGAUUGUAGAUCGCAAAAAAGAUUUGGUGAAGCUGCAGGCGGGGGAGUACGUGUCUCUCGGUAAAGUGGAAUCUGCUCUGAAAACCUGCGCUCUCAUCGACAACAUCUGUGCUUACGCCAACAGGUGAGCUACAGAUCUGAUGUGUGCUGAUAUGAAACAUUAUGUACCAGAGGGCUGCUAACAAGA
This is a messenger RNA of Poecilia reticulata (guppy), 1424 nucleotides long. NCBI's taxonomy places the organism in Eukaryota, Metazoa, Chordata, Actinopteri, Cyprinodontiformes, Poeciliidae. The record is from RefSeq and is a predicted model, not a curated record.